AUGCCCCCCGCCUCCACUCUGCUAUUCCGCCUGGUAUGCACCCCCCGCCCCACCUCCACUCUGCUUUUCCAAAUCUCGUACGACGGGUAUUUGGUGAGCGCGAAGUCGGCGGCCUCGUCCCACGGCGCCUCGCUGAAGUCCAGCUGCUGCAUCUCCGGCACCGUCGACGAUUCGGGGGAGGCGGACCGCGACGGGGACGGGCACGAGGACUCAGCUGCGGACUCGAGGCAGGACGAGGACGCGUCGUCGGAGGACGGCGAAGAGGAGCAGUUGCUGGUGGGGGUGGACGACGACGUGGCAGCUGCUGCAGCGGCGGAGGCGGGCUUCUUGGCGCCCUUCUUCUUGGACGCGGCGAUGUUCUGGCAGAGCGUCUGGAGCUUGGCGUCGACGGAUAUGCUAUGCUAUGCUCUGCUCUGCUUCUUGGCGUCGACGGAUAUGCUAUGCUAUGCUCUGCUCUUGGCGCCCCAGUGCCGCUGCCGCACGCCACCCACUCUUCUGUCUGCUCUGCUUGUACUGCUGCUCUAA
Messenger RNA from Miscanthus lutarioriparius, 525 nucleotides. The record is from the annotation of a GenBank genome assembly. Lineage: Eukaryota; Viridiplantae; Streptophyta; Magnoliopsida; Poales; Poaceae.